Messenger RNA from Mesorhabditis belari, 4941 nucleotides. The record is from the annotation of a GenBank genome assembly. NCBI's taxonomy places the organism in Eukaryota, Metazoa, Nematoda, Chromadorea, Rhabditida, Rhabditidae.
AUGAACGGCAACGCGACGCUCGGACGCAAUCAGGCAUUCGCUUUCGAGAAUUACAAAAAAGGAGCUCGGAUCUGGCAACGACACUCGGAACUCGUAUGGAUUUGUGGAUUUCUCCUCGACGAUCUUAAAAUCGGCGCCACCCGGGCUCAUGUUCAGUUGGAUGACGAGAGUGUGGUCGAGAUCUUGAUUAAAGGCCCCGAGAGUCUCCCUUUUUUGCGUAAUCCCGACAUUUUGAUUGGUGUCGACGAUUUAACCACUUUGAGUUAUCUUCAUGAACCAGCUGUUCUUCACAAUCUCCAAUUUCGCUUCAUGACCCGGAAAUGCGUGUACACGUAUUGCGGAAUCGUGCUCGUCGCUAUAAAUCCGUACGCAAAUUGUGGACACCUUUACAGUGAUGAUGUGAUACAGAUCUAUCGUGGUGUCGGGAAACAAGUUCGUGAACUUGACCCACAUAUCUACGCGGUGGCCGAAGAGGCCUACUAUGAUCUUUGUGAAUAUCAGAAAAAUCAAUCGAUCAUCGUUUCCGGAGAAUCGGGAGCAGGAAAAACCGUCUCGGCUAAACAUGUCAUGAGAUACCUCGCUACCGUUGCUGGUGGGAAUCAAGGUUUCCGGGGAAUCGAGGAGAAAAUCCUUGCCUCAAAUCCAAUUAUGGAGGCGAUCGGAAACGCGAAAACGAUCCGCAAUGAUAACUCGAGUCGUUUCGGGAAAUUCAUUCAAAUCAAUUUUGGAGACAACAAUGAGAUUGUGGGCGCAGAAAUGAAAACUUACCUCUUGGAGAAGUCGCGCUUGGUUUUCCAGGCUCAAAACGAGCGGAAUUAUCACAUCUUUUAUCAAAUGUGUGCCAGUUUUGAUCAUGCACUAUUGAGACCUUGGAAUUUGAAAUCGGCUGAUGAUUAUUUCUACGCGAAUCAGGGAAGAAAUAUUUAUGUCGAUGAAGUCGACGAUCGAGCUGAAUUUGAAGAGACGGUGCAAGCUCUUGAUCUACUCGGAUUCACUGUCGUUGAGCAGAGCGAACUCUUCCGUGUGCUCGCCGCCGUGCUCACACUCGGCAAUGUCGACUUUGAGGGUGAUGAGGGAUCGACGAUUUUGACAAAAUGCGGCAGUGAUCUGAAGCACCUUUGUCAAGAGCUCCUUUUGGUGAAAGAGACGGACUUGCGACGAUGGUUGACACAUCGAGAGAUUCGAGCAAUCAAUGAAACUGUCGUGAAACCGUUGACGAGAGAAGAGUCUCUUCGGAAUCGAGAUGCUCUCGCAAAAAUGCUUUACUCGAAUCUUUUCAAUUGGGUGGUUGCAAAGGUGAACGUUUCGUUGGCAAGGAAGGAAAAAUUGAAAAAGCGACAGAAUGAGAAAUUCAUUGGAGUCUUGGAUAUCUAUGGAUUCGAAACCUUUCAAGUGAACAGUUUUGAGCAAUUUUGUAUCAACUAUGCGAAUGAGAAAUUGCAACAACAGUUUAAUCAACACGUCUUCAAGUUGGAACAAGAAGAAUAUGAGAGAGAAGAGCUCAGCUGGGUCCGAAUCGACUUCUACGAUAAUCAACCGUGCAUCGAGUUGAUCGAGGGUCGUCCGGGAUUGAUCGAGUACCUGGAUGAACAGUGCAAAAUCGUCAAAGGCACUGAUCCCGGCUGGCUCGAUCAAAUCACGAAUUGUCCUCAGCUGAAGAAGCAACCGCAUCUACAAAUGCCAAAGAUCAAAGCCUCGUCGUUCAUGGUUCGGCACUUCGCCGCCGAUGUCUCUUAUCAAAUCGAUGGUUUCGUUGAGAAAAAUAAGGACAGUGUGAACGCGCAACUGCUGGAAGUGAUUGCACAGACAAAGAGCAAUUUCCUCAAAACGAUCAUCUCAUCUGUUAUCGAGGAGCCGGCAAGCGGCCGAAAACCUGGAACCAUCAAGAAGACUGUCGCCGGACAGUUCCGUGACUCUUUACGCGAGAAGAGUUCUUUUUUCGAGCCGAAACGAGCCAUCCAACAGCUGCGCGCUUGCGGUGUACUCGAGACGGUCCGCAUCUCGGCUGAAGGCUACCCAAGCAGAUGGAUCUACGAGGACUUUGCGAAACGCUAUCGUGUUCUUUAUCCAUCCGGUGGCGCUCUGUUGAGAACACACGACGGUUGCAAGCAAUUCGCUCAAAAAGCUUGCAGCAAAAUUCUUGAGGAAGAAAAGUUCGCGCUUGGACGCACAAAGAUUUUCUUCCGAACUGGCCAGGUUGCUCUGUUGGAAAGACUGCGACAAGAGACGCUGACAAGAAGUGCCACGAAAAUCCAAUCCGUUUGGCGUGGGUAUGUCGCCCGAAAGCGCUACGAAAAGCUCAUGGCCGCCGUUCGACUCAUCCAGGCCUCACUUCGGGCCCAUCUCGCGUGUCGCCGCUUGCAUUACCUCCAAAUGCAACGAGCUGCUGUCAAGAUUCAGACGACUUGGAGACGCUACAUUGCCGAGAAGCGCUAUAAAAGUCUCCUCAACGCCGUCAUCGCCAUCCAAUCAGCCCACCGAGCGAAUGUUAUUCGAAGAGCUUAUCAAAAGAUGCGUUAUGAGAAGUGCGCGAUCACAAUCCAGCGCUAUUUCCGCGGCUACAUGGUACGCCGCGAACGUGUCAAGUACAUUCGAAAAGUCAUCAAGGUUCAAUGCUGGGUGCGUCGUUGGUUGGCAAAACGACGUUUACGAGAAGCUCGAAUCGAAGCUCGCUCCGUUGGCCAUCUCCAGAAACUCAACAAAGGACUCGAGAAUAAAAUCAUCGAGCUGCAAAUCAAAUUGGACACUUCAAAUCAUGAGGUGACAAAAAUUCGCGCGCUCGAAAAUGAGAAGAAAUUGCUGGAAAUGAAGCUCACCGAGCAGUUGAAAACGAAAGAAAACGAGAAGCAAAAGCUCACAGCCCAGUUGGCGGAAAACCGGCAAGCGAUGGAGCUCCUCGGAGCCGAUCUCACCAAUCUUCAAUCGGAGAGACCAUUACUGAUCAAAGCUCGCGAUCGAAUGUUGGAGCUAGAGAUGGAGGUCGAUCGAUUGCAGGUUGAAUUAGAAGUACGUGAGGGUGAGAAAAUCGAGGCUGACAGUCGGUGUCAAGUCGCUGAAAGUAAACUGGCACAGUGUCGUGCUGACUACGAGCAACAACUUUCACAUCUCCGCGAUCAGUAUUCCGAGCUGAAAACUCGAGCUGAAGGUGCUGAAAAGGAACGGGACAUUGUGAAUAGCCGAUUGAGAGCAGAAAUCUUUCAAAAGGAGAAAUUCGAGAGCGAUUUGUCGAUGAUGAGGAAACAAUUGGUGGACAAUGCGAAUCUGCUGGCGAGUGGAGCGCUCGGAAAAAUGGAAAGGAAACAAAGCAACGACAAGCUUCAAAGUGGAAACAAUUCUGGUGACGAGCUUGAGGCGAUGAACUCAAAAUUGCGUCUUGAGAUCGAUCGUCUCGUCGAAUCGCAUCUACCGAAUGAUUACAAAGCACGAGACAUGAUUGAUCGAUUGAUGGAAGAAAAUGAAAAGCUCCGAGACGAAGCGACAGAGCUCCGAGCCUUGCUCUCCAACAAUCCAGCGUCAACGAGUCCCAGACCGGAUUCUGGUCAUUGGUCUGCUGGGCACUCGGAAUCGGGCAGUGAUGCGGAGAGUCGUCACCGACUCGAGGCCACCACCGAUUUGGAUCGAGAGUUCUUUCAAGUAGAAGAUGAGGAUAUUGCGAGCGAUCAUCAGAAUAGUCAUGCGCAAAUGAAUGGGAAACACCCUGAUGGCUCCGUGGAUGCUUUACGCUCGCAAAUGGGUGAACUCGUCUCCGAGAAUCUCGAUUUAACGGAUAAAUUCAAUCGGCAAGCUGACGAACUCUCGGAGAUUCGCGCUCAAUUGCGAGGAUAUGCCGGUGACUGUGAAGCCGGUACCGCCUCGGACAGUGAGAUUGUGCGCGUGGAGGCGAUUGGUGGAAGGAGAAAUUCUGAGAUCCACUCAGCUCGGCUACACGUCUACAAUGUGCCUGAGUUCUCGAAGAUUUUGAUAUCAGAUUUGAAACCUCGUUUGGCUAAACAUCUAACUCCGUGUUUCCCUGCGUAUCUCUUACUUACAUCAUUCAGAUACUACGAUGAGCAACAAGAUGAAACCGGGUUGACGCCACUCUUCUCGGCGAUUCAUGUCGUGCUGAAAGAUACGAUCUCGCACACUCAAGACAUGGACAUCCUUUCGCUGUGGCUUGUCAACACAUGGCGACUCUAUCAUCUCCUUCGACAGUAUGGCGAGAUUGACAAUGUCGAGUGGCAAGCGGCAAACACCGAAACACAAAACGGGCAAAGGAUUAAGAAUCUGGACUUGGAUCCAUUAAGGCAACAGAUUGCCGCUCGAGCCGAUGAGUGCUACCAGACGUUGAUGAAGAAGACGAUCGAGCCACUGUUGAAGCAAAAGACAAUCCCUGGUGUCCUUUUGCACGAGUCCCCAAUGUGGGAGAUGUUAACGGGGAAACAAUGCGAUGGAAGACACGCCAAAGCGCUUGAUGAUCUUCUUGAUUAUUUCUCGAUCAUUCAACAAAAAGUGGCUGGUUUUGGAGGAGAUGAGAUCAAACAUAACGUGCAAGAGAUCCAGAAUUGGUUGGGAAAGCACAACAUGAAGGGAUUAGAGCCAAUGUUUGAGCCGUUAGUACAGGCAUCCCAUCUACUUCAAUCGAAAAAGGAUGAAUCUAAUGUGGAGACACUUUGUGGAGAGAUGACGAGCGUUUUGUUACCUAAACAGAUUCUUUGCAUUCUUCAACAUUAUACCCCAUCAGAAGGGUUUGAAGAGAGUGUCGUUUCACCGGAAUUACUCGAUCGAAUUGAGAAAAGAUUAUUGGAAAGAAGUGCUGCCACUGGACAAGAUACGAACAAAUUGAUCAUGCCGGGUACCUAUUUACCUCCAUUGGAUACAAAUAAAUUUGUACCCUGUGAUUUCCGUCUUGAAACUCUCUCACUUCCAUCACCCCUUCGUUUACAUGAAGUUUGCCGUUUUCUU